AGUUCUAUUCAUCCUCUUCCUUGUUUUGGCUUUCCUAAUCUCGAAACACUUUCGUGUGAACCACCUUCCUCCGAGCCCCUUUGCCUUGCCCAUCAUCGGCCAUUUCCACCUCCUCAGCCCCCUCAUCCACCGCUCAUUCCAUGACCUCUCCCGACGCUUAGGUCCCGUAUUCUUUCUCCGCCUCGGUUCGCUCCCAUGCGUCGUGGUUUCAUCACCGGAGUUGGCAAAAGAGUUUCUCAAAACACAUGAGCUCUCCUUCAUAAACCGGUCUGAAACAACAGCAGUCGAAAGGAUGACCUACAAUGCUUCGUUUGCAUUUGCUCCCUACGGCCCGUAUUGGAAGUUCAUUAGGAAGCUCAGCACCAACGAACUCCUCAGCGGCCGAAGUGUAGACAAGUUUCUUCCCAUUCGAAACCAAGAGUACAUGAGGCUGAUUAGAUUGUUGGCCAAGAAAGCCAAGGCUUGUGAACCUGUCAACCUCAGUGAAGAGCUACCGAGGGUCGGCCAUAACAUUAUCGGGCAGAUGAUGCUGGGGAAAUAUUCAAGUGCUUCGAGGGCGGAGAAGGCCAGGUUGGUAGUCCGGGAGGCUACCAAGAUUUUCGGAGAGUUCAAUUUCAGUGAUUUUAAUGGGAUUUGGAAGAAGUUAGAUUUGCAGGGAUUCCAGAAGAGAAUAGAUGCCACACAUCACAAGUUUGAUGCAUUGGUGGAGGAGUUCAUUGCUGAACGUGAGGAGUUGAGGAAGAAGAAUAUUGAUGGAGGCAACAGUACUAGUGCUGAAGAAAAGGAUGUCAAGGGCUUUCUUGAUGUAUUGCUUGAUAAGGUGGAGGAGUGUAAGAGCAGCACUGAGAAUGGCGAGGUCGAGUUUUCAAGAAAUAAUGUUAAGGGUCUCAUAACGGAUUUGUUUUCGGCUAGCAUAGAUACGACCUCCAUCUCAAUGGAAUGGACGCUGGCAGAGCUCAUCAAUCAUCCAGAGGUGCUCAAGAAAGCAAGAGAAGAGAUAGAUCGAGUAGUUGAAACCGGAAGAUUAGUCGGAGAAUCAGAUCUUCCAAAUCUUCCUUACAUCCAAGCCAUUAUGAAAGAAACAUUCAGGCUGCACCCACCCUUGGCUUUUGUUGCAAGAAAAUGCACACAACAAAGCAAGGUUGGUAAAUAUAUCAUUCCAGAAAACACAAUGUUAUUUGUGAACAUUUGGGCUAUGGCAAGGGAUCCCAAGAAUUGGGAAAACCCAUUGGAGUUUAGGCCUGAAAGGUUCUUACAACUCGAUGCUGACGACUCGACAAAUGCAAUAGAUAUAAGAGGUCAACAUUUUCAGUAUCUUCCAUUUGGGUCUGGAAGGAGGAUAUGUCCUGGCUUACCCUUAACCAUGAAAAUGCUACCGACGCUCCUUGCAAUUAUGAUUCAGUGCUUUGAUCUCAAAGUAAGUGGAGCAGAAUGCAAAAACACAAGUAAUGGCAAGGUUCUUGAAAUGGACGAACGACCUGGAUUUACAACUCCCAGGGCUUCUGAUCUUGUGUGCGUUCCAGUUUCCCGCUUCAGCUCACCAAUCAAAUAUCCUUGAUUCCUAACGAAACAUCACAACAAGCUUUGGAAUGAUGGCUCUACAAUGUCAGUAUGUCGAACUGAAAAUUUAGUGACAAAAAAAAAAAGUGUGUUCUUUGUUUGCAAUAAAUAUUAUACAUAAACAUU
Messenger RNA from Fragaria vesca subsp. vesca, 1686 nucleotides. RefSeq names its product licodione synthase-like. NCBI's taxonomy places the organism in Eukaryota, Viridiplantae, Streptophyta, Magnoliopsida, Rosales, Rosaceae. The transcript is spliced from 2 exons. The record is from RefSeq and is a predicted model, not a curated record. Gene Ontology annotation, cellular component: membrane. Bases 293 to 1558 code for a protein of 421 amino acids. Gene Ontology annotation, molecular function: iron ion binding; heme binding; oxidoreductase activity, acting on paired donors, with incorporation or reduction of molecular oxygen, NAD(P)H as one donor, and incorporation of one atom of oxygen.